UUAGUUUUAGAAAAUAACAGAAAAGCCUCACAGCUCAAAAAUGUUGAAAAGACAGAUGGUAAAGAAAGAGGAUCCUCUAUCUGGGUGAAUAUUGACUUUAUUGAGAUGAAGAAGUUUAUUGGCUUAUUACUUUUAAUGGGCAUUGUUCACAAACCCUGUUAUCUAGACUAUUGGAGUAAAGAUACUCUAUUAUCUACUCUCAGCUGUCAUGAGCCGCAACCCCUUUUUGAAAAUGAGCCUCCACAUACGGCUGCUGAAAGAGACAGAUUAUAUGAAAUUAGACCUUCGUUGACUCAUUUCAAUACAGUGUUCCAGCAAGCUUUCUGCCCUAAUAGGGAUAUUUGCAUUGAUGAAUCUUUGCUGCUGUGGAAGGGCAGAUUAGUUUUCAAACAGUAUAUACCCCUCAAAAGGGCUAAGUUUGGAAUAAAGAUUUUUUGUUUGUGUGAUAAGUUCGGCUAUCUGUAUCGCUUUCGUGUGUACACUGGAAAGCAGGACCCACUUUACAACAUAGACAACUAUGUCUCAGAGGAGUGUCAACAACUGUCAAUGACUUCUAAGGUAACCCUGGAGCUUCUGGCUCCAUUUCUAAACCAAGGCUACCACCUUUACAUUGACAACUGGUACAACUCUGUACCUCUCAUCAGGUUUCUUUUACAAAAACAAAUCCUAUGUACAGGUACAACUCAUAGCAAUAGAGUCCCUAAGGAGCUUACAUCCAUCCCAGCAAAGAAAGGGGAAACAGUUUCAAUCAUAUCGGGGCAGUUACUCGCCGAAAAGUUCUUGGACAAAAAGACUGUCUAUAUGAUAAGUUUUUUUUCAGCAGAGACUGCAAAGAAAAUGCACAGAGGUUAAAUCGAAAUUGAUUUGCCAGUUUCAGUUCAACAUUACAACCAAGGAAUGGGUGGUGUUGACAGACUGGACCAGGCCCUGGAACCAAUCAGUGCAGCAAGACAAACACGUCAGUGGUAUGUCAAGCUAGGUGUACAUCUCAUUCAACUAGCCAUUUUAAACGCUCACCACCUUAACAAGCAAUUUGGUAACCAAAAGACCUUCCUUCAGUUU
Messenger RNA from Lymnaea stagnalis (great pond snail), 1062 nucleotides. The record is from the annotation of a GenBank genome assembly. NCBI's taxonomy places the organism in Eukaryota, Metazoa, Mollusca, Gastropoda, Lymnaeidae.